This is a messenger RNA of Liolophura sinensis, 1648 nucleotides long. Its product is annotated as fibrinogen-like protein 1. Lineage: Eukaryota; Metazoa; Mollusca; Polyplacophora; Chitonida; Chitonidae. The record is from RefSeq and is a predicted model, not a curated record. The transcript is spliced from 9 exons. The coding region runs from base 114 to 1577 and encodes 487 amino acids.
CAUAUGGCGUAUUAAUAAAAGUGCAAAGCCAUCGAUUAGAUGGGUAUAAAAGCCGAUGAAUAGAGACUGAAGUAAACUCCUCUGUUUUCUUGGUCUUCGAGGUACCGUCUGUGAUGAAGAUCUUGGUAUUCUGCAUUGCCCUAGGCUUGAGCCAUGCGGCCGAGCUGGAUCGGUUUUUCCGGAUCGUGAAUUCAGUGAUCCGGGAUCCCACCGAUUCCAUGAGGAUCAAGAGGAUUGAGAACGUGGAACCUGAGGAUUGUGCAAAGCUGUGCUGGGAGAAUGUCCGCUGUAAGACGGUAGAGUACAAAGAGGAGCACCACAAAUGUGAUCUCUCCACUGCAGAUUACCAAAACCCCAACCACACCAUCAUCACAAGUCCGUACGGCUGGGAAACCUACGCCCUCUACCCAGACGCGAGAGAAUUGGCCGAGUUGGAGGUCACUGUAGCUGAGAAGUUAGCAGAGAAGACCAAAGUAGAGGCUCAGCAUACAUCCGCCGUGAACGUGUCCGAUCAGCUUCACAGCCUAAUGACGGAAGCCACCGAAGAGCUGGCGGACAUGCACGAAUCACUAACGGCAAUGGCCGAGACUAAAGCCGAGUAUGAGGAGCGGAAACAGACUUUGGAGGAAAUGGUUGCCCGCUACGAGAGCAUGUUGAAGAAGGCAGAGGCCAGUCAUGGACAGACUCAGAGUAACAUCGAGGCGAAAGCCAAGAGUAUUGCCGAAGUUCAGGAGCUGAUUGCGUCCCUCAGGGAGUCAGUCAAGGAGAAGGAGACUCUGAUCAGUGAGGCCAACCAGGAGAAAAGCCAUCUGGAGGAGAGACUGAAGACUACCAGAGCCUCACACCACGAGAAGAAUCAGGUCAUCACUCAGCUCAACGCUAAGGUACAAGAACUCAAAGACAACAUUGCUGCGGUACAGGAACCGGAAGUCAUCAAGGCACGCGACUGUGCUGAGCUCUACAAGAAGUACGAUAACCGCCAGAGUGGGUCUUACACAAUCUACCCCAAUGGACCAACCAGAAGUGGGGUCAAAGUUUACUGUGACAUGGGCAAUGGUGGUGGAUGGACAGUCAUCCAGAAACGGGACACCACCAAAUCUUGCCGAUACGACUUCAACCGGGCCUGGGCCGAAUAUAAAGCUGGCUUUGGUAAACCAGACUCCGACUACUGGAUCGGAAAUGACAUCAUCAACUCUCUGACAUCAUCGCCAGUGACCCUGCGCGUGGAGGUCGAUUCUAAAGUGUCCACGUACAGUUCGUUCCAGGUGGGCUCCGAGAGAGAAGGCUACAAACUGAAGCAGGCCGUCUACAGCAGUGGGAACGCAGGCAAUCAACUGACGGGUUUGCGUGAGAUGAAGUUUGGAACGAGAGAUCACGAGAACAACUCUGGAGCCUGCAGUGGUUCAAAUCAGGGAGGGUUCUGGUUCAAGACCAGCCGGUACUGCAGCAGGAGGAUAAUCUUCUGGUGCUCCUCUUACAGAAACAGGUGCACGACCGCCAACCUGAACGCUCGCACUCCAUACUGGUCCAGUCAAGCCAGAUCAACCGCCAUGAAGAUCAGACCACGUGGCUUUUAAGCGAGAUCUCGUGCGAGGGAAAGAGUUGUGAAACAAUACAUCGUGCAAAUAAUGUAAAUGAAGGAAUAAAU